Molecule: messenger RNA, 1657 nt
Organism: Mya arenaria
Lineage: Eukaryota; Metazoa; Mollusca; Bivalvia; Myida; Myidae
Product: UPF0489 protein C5orf22 homolog
Exons: 7
Coding region: 39-1427 (462 amino acids)
Source: RefSeq, a predicted model, not a curated record
CUGUUAUUGGCUGCUAGCUUGCUGUCAGUCAUGGAAAGAUGAGAAAUAAAAGAGAGAAAGAAUACAAAAUUUUGCCUGUAAUCGUUGAAGAGGACCAUCAUGAGGUACUUCCUCAUAUCUAUCGCUCCAUUGGAUCCAGGCAUCUACCCCUUGGGAAGCUGACAUUGGUGCACUUUGAUUCCCACCCUGACAUGCUUAUACCAUUGGACAUGCCAGCAGACACUGUAUUUAUGAAGGAGAAGCUAUAUGGUUGUUUGAGCAUUGAGAACUGGAUCAUGCCGGCGGUUUAUGCGGGGCACAUCAGUCAUGUGGUAUGGGUAAAACCUCCAUGGUGUUCCCAGAUACACAACACAGUCACAGAGUUUGUGGUGGGCAAGUGUCAGCAGACUGGAUGUAUCAGGACUAGCUGUAAGGAGAGUUAUUUUGUUAGUGAAGCCCUGUAUGUCCCUGAGAGCAAGCUGGAUAACAAACACACACUUAAACUUACAGUGCUUACACUCACACCACAACAUUGGGACCAAUUGUCAAAAAGAAGAAGUGCACAUGUUGAAGGAGCUGAUGUAUUGAACAAUACAGAGUCUACAUGUAUGUGUAAAGUCGAAGCUGGUUGUGAUAAAGGAACCUGUUGUAAAAACAUGACAAAUUCUAAUACUGAAAAGUUAAUAGGGUGUUGUAAUUCUGUGAUUGCUAGUGAAACUGGCUGUAGUUCUUUCAAUACUGCUAAACAUUCUGUCCAUGUUACAAGUGAAGAACCUCAACCAAAGCGGCAAAGAGUUGACAGUGCAAACACUGAAACAUGUCUAGAACAAAACCUUGAAUCUGUGAUAAAUGCCCUGUCAGAACACAUAGGAGAUAGCCGUUACAUACUGGAUAUUGACCUGGAUUUCUUCUCAACGAUGAAUCCAUUCCGAGAGAUGUAUGGGGAAAGAGAGUAUUCCAUACUUGGGGAUCUCUACAAGUUCACUCAACCGCACAGUCUUGAGGACAAGGACAUAGAAAAAUGUGUGAUAGCCAGGCAGAAGCAACUGGACAACCUCAAGUCUGUGUUCACUGCUUUCGAGAAAGACUCCAAGGCAAAAAUAGUGCAUGAAAGAGCUGACCUUAUCCAUGAGCUGGUAACCAGCCUGCAAUCUCAGUGGGGAACGAAAGUGGAUUACCAGCUGGUGAACGAGGCUGGUUGCACGUGUGAUGACUCCGAGUUACCCCACCACGUCAGUUCAAUUCCCCAGAUAGAGGGACUUGUGAAGUGUGCUCAAGACUUCUUGGCCUGUCUCCCUAAACCAACCAUUGUCACUGUAGCAAGGUCGAGUUCUGAUGACUACUGCCCGCCCAACCAAGUUGACAUGAUACAGGAGUUGGUACUCAACAUGUUAGGGGACCUCUACCAUGAAAUAAAUGUGGAUCUACAGUAUGAGGAUGUCGAGUAACACCACUGUUGACAAUAUGAAGACCCUGUUUACGAGUGUCAUGUCCUAUUUGGAAGAGUAAUAAACAGUCAUGUGACUGACAAUCUAAGUAACUACACUAAAAGUUGCACAUGUACCUCAGGGGUUUAAGAAGAUCAUAAGCAUUACCUACUUCAGCCAUUGAUUUCUCUUCUUAUACAUUUUGUUUAUGUUUAUUGUUGCUCUUGCUGAAUAAAGUAUUUCUAAAUGCU